Molecule: messenger RNA, 1944 nt
Organism: Rosa chinensis
Lineage: Eukaryota; Viridiplantae; Streptophyta; Magnoliopsida; Rosales; Rosaceae
Exons: 4
Coding region: 1-1944 (647 amino acids)
Molecular function (GO): zinc ion binding
Source: RefSeq, a predicted model, not a curated record
AUGGCUGAUCCUCUGGUUGUUAGGUGCCUUUACUCUGGCAAAGGUUAUAUGAUUCCUUUGAAUCAAUGUAUGAGCUACUCUGAGUUGUAUGAAGACAUUUUCUGUACAUUCCAGUUUUUGCCAAGUGAUGUUAUUGAGCUUCCGUAUUCAGUUCAUGGUUGUGAAGAAGUUAUUGAUGAAGACGAUUAUUUGGGGGAAGCAUUCAGGACUGAAGUUCACAAGACGUAUUUGUCUGAUGAGUGGAGUUCUUAUAUUCAUCAUGUCGGGGAUAAGUUUCAUGGUGCUGCCGAGCUCUGUGAGAAGCUCAGGCAGUAUGCAAUUGUAGUUGGUUUCGAGUUUGUAUUCCUAAAAAAUGAUUUGGACCUUAUUCAUGCAAUCUGUGCAAAUGUUGGAACCGAAGGUUGUGAUUGGCAUAUUCGCGCUUUUUCAUCAUCUACCAAUGGUUGCCUUUAUAUAACAGAGUUGAAUAAUAUUCACACUUGCAAGGGUGUAGUUAGGACUCAAAAGCACAAGCUUUUGGGAUCCAAGGUUGUCAAGACUUGCAUUGCUGCUGAUGUUAGCUAUAAUCUUUCAUUGAAGCCAAGGGAGAUUAUGAGCAAGUUCAAAUCAACAUAUGGGUUUGAUAUUUCCUACAAGGUUGCCUUGAAAGCAAAGCAUAGGGCUAAGGAAGCGAUUUAUGGUUCUGAUGCAGACUUGUUCAUCAAGUUAUCUUGGUAUAAGGAAACUGUUUUGAAUAGUAACCAGGGCUCUUCUUUUGUGUUGGAAGUUGACCCAUCUACUAAUCGUUUUCAGAGGCUUUUCGUAGCUUACGGAGGUUGUGUUAAGGCUUCCAAUUCUGUUUGCCAGUGUUGUAUGUUGAUGGAACGUUUGGUAAAAGCAUUUAUAAGGGUCAGAUUCUUUCUGCAACUGGAAGGAAUGGAAAUCAAGUGCCACACUGCGAUAGUUUACUGCUCUGCAAUAAAAACAUUAUUGGCCCCCAGAAGAGUCAUCACAUUUAUUAGUGAUCGGGGUACUGGAUUGUUGAGUGCUUUCAAUAAGGUAUUUGCUGGUAAUCCUCAUCUGUUUUGUUACAAGCAUUUGGUGGCGAACCUUGCCGGUAAAUAUAAGGGUAAUGGUAAUUCUGUCUUGAUAGAAGAUGUUAAGCAGAACUUUUUUAAGGUUGCAUAUUCCUCUACUCAGAAGGAAUACCGUUUCAAUUUGUGGUUGCUUAGAGCAGUUGGUGGUGCCGAUAUUAUUGACCCUUUUCUUGCUGAAAUCCCUGUGGAAAAUUGGUGCCGUGCAUUUUAUACUAGCUGCCGAUAUGAAAUUAUGGCUAAUGGGAUUGCUGAAUCAUUUAACUCUUGGAUUGCAAUUGAGCGUUUGAUGCCAGUUUAUUGUAUGCUGGACCAGACAAGAAUAAAACAAAUGGAGCAGAUGGGUGAGAGGAGGGAUGAGGCACAACGUUGGACCACAGAACUAACUCCCAAAAUGGAGGAAAGGUUGAAGGUGCAGAUGGAGAAAUCUCGUCAUUUCAGUGUCCAUUAUUCUAGCCCUGGAGUUUACGAGGUUCGAUAUGACUUUUCCUAUGUAGUCAACAUUUCUGAUCAUUCAUGUUCAUGUGUGAAAUGGCAGAUCAAUUGUUUUCCUUGUCCUCACAGCCUUGCUGCAAUACAAGCUGCCUCUGAAAAUGUCUAUGAUUAUAUUGACAAGUACUUUCGUGUUGAUAUGUUCAAGAAGAGCUACAGUUUUCCUAUCCGGCCGAUAACCAAUGUUGAUAUGUCUUCUUCUGAAUUUUCUACUGAAUGUAUAUUACCUCCCCUUGAGAAGAGGCCACCCGAGAGGCUUAGGGUGAAGCGGUUCAAGUCAGUUGGAGAGGUUGAAAAGAAGCUGAUUCGUUGUGGCCGUUGUGGCAAAAUGGGCACUCAUAACAAGUUGAGCUGCACUGAACCUCUCAUUCAUCAGUAG